Molecule: messenger RNA, 742 nt
Organism: Penaeus indicus
Lineage: Eukaryota; Metazoa; Arthropoda; Malacostraca; Decapoda; Penaeidae
Exons: 4
Coding region: 130-528 (132 amino acids)
Source: RefSeq, a predicted model, not a curated record
ACCAGGAGUGACUGUGCAGUGCUUUUUUGCUUGACAAGACAUGUGCGUUACUAUGCUUAUCCAUGUUGUUACAUUUCCAGUGGCUCUCACGUGCGAUAUCGAAAGCUGUGGCAAGGGAAACUACAAGAUAUGAAUUCCCGUUUGCAACUGAUUUGGCUGAUGCUGGCGGUGGGGGCGAUCGCGUCCUCGUCAGCCCUCCGAUGCCUGCACUGCUCCAACUGCAUGAAAACGGCUGACACCUACCACGACUGCGACGACAGCUACGAUGUGUGCAUGAAAAUUAACGUGGCUGGCCGCGUGGAAAAGAGAUGCGGAUACAGCUGGGCUUGUGGGCUCGGGGGCCUGGAGAGAGGCGCCGUCAGCAUGUGGAACGCCAUCAAAAACUCCGUCAGUGAGAGCGACCAGCAGGCAUCCGACGCCCAGCUCAUCUAUUGCUGCGACAGGGACUACUGCAACGCCGCCGCGCCCGCGUCCCUGAGUUCCGCCCUCGUACUGGCGGGCGCCCUUCUCGCUUACGCGCUGGCCUAGGAGCAGGGGCGGAACAGCCUUUUCUGUCAGCCCGUCUCUUUGCUCACUCUUUCUGUGUGUCCCCUUCUUUCCGUCUGCGGUCUUUCUGCUCACUUUGUCUUUCGUUCUUUUUCUCUGUGUCUUCUUGUCUAUCGGUCUGUUGGCUAUUUAUUAUUUGAUUUUAUGUUUCUUGUUUUGUACAAGUUAUGUGUUCACAGUAAAAGAUUUGUAAUUU